Messenger RNA from Archocentrus centrarchus (flier cichlid), 633 nucleotides. RefSeq names its product ladderlectin-like. NCBI's taxonomy places the organism in Eukaryota, Metazoa, Chordata, Actinopteri, Cichliformes, Cichlidae. The record is from RefSeq and is a predicted model, not a curated record. The transcript is spliced from 6 exons. The coding region runs from base 44 to 562 and encodes 172 amino acids.
UCCUACAGAAGCAUCACUAAUUCCCAUCUCAUCAUCUGCAACCAUGAGCAUGCUGACUGUGUGUGCACUGGUUUGUACCACAGUGGCUCUGGCUGGAUCUGCUGUUCUUCCAGAGACAAAGGCUGAAAGCAAUGAAAGAGCAAAAACUCACCUGAUCAAGAGGUCCGUCGGAUGUGGUGGUUGGUUUGAGUUCAAUCGUCGUUGUUUCUACUUCAUUCCGAAACCUAUGUCUUGGGCUCUCGCUGAGAGAAACUGUAUGUCCCUGGGGGGUCACCUUGCAUCGGUGCACAACUUCAUGGAGUACCACGAGCUUCAGAGACUCAUACUGCAUCAUGGUUAUGAGUACCAAGAAACCUGGAUUGGUGGCUCUGAUGCACACCAGAAGGGCCAUUGGAUUUGGAGCGAUGGCAGCAUGUUCUACUAUACCAACUGGUGUCCUGGAGAGCCCAAUAAUGCAGGAGGUCACCAGCACUGCUUGCAAAUGAAUUAUUCAGGUAGAAAGUGCUGGGAUGAUUUGAGUUGCUACGAUCAAAGACCUUCUGUCUGUGCCAAGAACAUGUGAUGACUCCUGGAUUCAGCAGUGACACGGGAAGGCAUGUCCUUGUGUCAUCAGCAUCAUAUAUUCGCUUUAAU